AUGAAUGCCUGGCUUGCCGACGCCUCGAAUAUUCCUGGCCAGGAUAAUGGCGCCUUUCAUCCAUCUACUAUAGAUCCCUCUACUGCUUUCCUUCAUGGCUCCCCGACCCCCCAGGAUCCAUCUCAAUUCCAGCGCAUGUUCAAUAAUGGCGUGCCGCGGAACGCUUCCCCAGGCUUCCACAAUCCAAACCAAGUGAUUCCGUCCAAGCGAGCGCGACCAGAAGAUGGCAUGCCCAUGUCACCAAGGCCAGCACCGGGCGGCGUGACGGGGUCGCGAUCCCAGACCCCUCACCAACCAUUUCCAGGUUAUCAAGGAUCGGCCAAUGGCAAUCCGCAAUUUCCCCAACACCCAACGCCGUAUCAGCAUCUUCAGCAAGGAGCCUCUCCGAAUGUAACGCAGUCGCCUAUUAUGCAGGAUUUUGAUCAACAAAGCGCUCGUAUGGGAACGGCUUCUCCGAGCCCCUUCUCGCCCGCUGGUCCGCACCCUGGAACCCAAAUGUCUCCGUCGCAGUCAGAUCACGGCAGUCGCGUGAAUACGCCCCAGAAUGCCAACUUUAUGCAGGCACAGCAGUUUGGUGGAAUGACAUCGGGAGCACCCCAACCCUCGAUGCAGGCCCCGCAGUUCAAUGGCAUGCAACAAGUACCCCAGGGCUACCAUCAAGCUUUAGCGAAUCAACAACAGCGGCUGCAUGCUAUGCAACAACAGACACGGAUGAAUUCCAAUCCUGCAAUGGCUGGACGGCAGGCUCAAGGGGGCAUGAACCCGAUGGCCAAUCCUCAGCAGCCUAUGGGAGGAAUGAGACAAAUGCCACCGAACAUGCAGUCGAACAUGCCGAAACCCAGUAAUCCGGAAGGAUUCUUGCGCUCAUUGCAGAAAUUCAUGAUGAGCCAGAAUCUUCCCAUGGACCCAAAUCCCAUUGUCAGUGGUCGUCCGAUCAACCUCGUUCAGCUUUACGCCACCGUGAUGAAGAUGGGAGGAUCAAAAAAGGUCACAGCAACAAAUAUGUGGCCAGCAGUUGCACAUCAGCUGCAAUUCCCCCAGAUGCAAUACCCUAUGGCCGCCCAGGAGAUUCAAGCUCACCACUCAAGGAACUUGGGUCCUUACGAACAAGCUUUCAUUAGCUCUCAACAAAAACAAAUGGCGGACCAGAUGCAGCAGCAGCAGCAACAACAACAUCAAACCCAGCAGCAGCAAGGCGGGAUACCGCGUCAGCCUAGUCAAUUUAACUCUCCUUCGGUGAAACCUAAUCCAGGCUUUGAGCAAGCUCAAGCAAUGGCACAGUCCCCCCAGAAUAACACACCACUUCAUAAUAAUGCCCCAGGGAAUCCAGUGAAUGGAUUUGCUACGCCGACACACGCGCGAAGCCAAAGCAGACCAGCUCAGGCCGGACAUCGGCCAAGCAUCUCGAGGGUAUCGCAACCACCGGUCCCGCCCACUGACGCCGCUGCCGCACAAUUCGCAGCUCCUUCCCCGCAAUCUGCAAAGGGUGCUACGCCUAUUCCGGGACAACAGCAGCCAGGACAACCAGAACAAAAGCCAGAGCAGCUAGUAAAACGACCUAUUGAAGAAACCUUCAAACCGAUGGUUCUGACAGGAAGUCGUUUCCACGGGCCCAUUAUUGUUGAUGAGAUGUACCAGAUUGGCGAGGAUAUCUCAAGGCUCAAGCCAGACGUUCCAGGCUUUGCAGAACUAGGAGUUGUUGAUAUCCACGCGCUAACAAUGGCGCUCAAGUCCGGGAUCUAUGCCGAGAUCCGGGUUGCCUUGGAUACCCUCACCACACUCUCUGGUGAACCAUCUGUUCAGAUAUCAUUGGAGAAUUGCGAUGACUUGGUAGAGAGCCUGGUCGACUGUGCUGAAGACCAGGUCGACCUUCUAGCACAGCACACCUUGGAAGAGUCAGAUACUAUGCUUCUCCGUUCUUAUGAUGAAGUCACACGAGACUGCCAGACUGAAAACACAUCGCUUGCAGAGGUUUCCGAAUUUGGAAGUAUUGAGUACGAACUAGACCGGGCCGUCGAUCGACUCAUCUGUAUCACCACUAUCCUGCGCAAUUUCUCGUUCAGCGAGACGAACUUCUUACCUCUUGGUGUUCCUCCUGUCGCUCAGCUGUUUUCCGCCGUCUUCCGUUACAUGGGAACUCGCAAGAUGUUCCUGCGGACAAGCCACAACACGUUAGACUUUAUGAAGGAUGCAGUGAUCUUGCUGAGUAACUUGGCGCAUGUUGUUCAAAUUCCCGGCAAGGAUGAGGCACUAAAUCUGUUGAUUUUCCUGUUGGCGUUCUCGCCCGAACCCGAACCCACAUCACCCUCCGGAAAAGUGAUGUUCACUACAUUCAACUCUUCGGUUGAUCGAUACACCCCAGCUGCUGUUGACGGGCUUGCCAAAAUGUUGGCUAGAGAUGACCCGAACCGAACUUACUUCAAAGCCAUCUUCUCUGGCGAUGGGUCUACACUUCCCCAGCCGGAGUUGUUAACUCGCGCGUUUGGGCUUGCCAUCUCCUGUGUCCCCGAUAAAAAGCCCAUGGCUGUCGUGGAUGCACGGAAAGUGUUCUUGAUGCAAGGUCUUUUGUCGGCCGAUGUCCUCACUACAUUCGCCGAUGGCUCUCUUGCCAAAGCAUGGCUUGAGUCAGCCGACGGAUUCGCUGUCCAUCUCCUGCGACUUUCUUGCGCACUGUGUACAGAACGUAUCCCACAAAUCAACAUGCGGCAAAGAAGUCAGGCCGAAGCCGAUGCGUAUGCCUUCAGCUCGAUUGUCAACAGAGGACUGGGUAUUCUACGCCGACUCGCCGAAAAGUCAAAGCAAGUCGACAACACACCUCUUAACAUCCCAUCCGGAAUCCUUCCUAGAAAAGAAAGCCUGCUAGGUGCACUGCUCCUACCCAACAUUGACGGUGGUGUUGUUCGCCAGCUCCUCACAUAUGCUCGGUUGGCGGAGUAA
Penicillium concentricum is the source of this 2937-nucleotide messenger RNA. Its product is annotated as putative ARID/BRIGHT domain protein (SWI1). Gene Ontology annotation, biological process: regulation of transcription by RNA polymerase II. Bases 1 to 2937 code for a protein of 978 amino acids. Gene Ontology annotation, molecular function: transcription cis-regulatory region binding. The record is from RefSeq and is a predicted model, not a curated record. Lineage: Eukaryota; Fungi; Ascomycota; Eurotiomycetes; Eurotiales; Aspergillaceae. Gene Ontology annotation, cellular component: nucleus; SWI/SNF complex. The transcript has a single exon.